CGCGACUUCCUCCCAACACCAACGCGCCUUCCACGAUCGAUCGACUCCAUACAUCCACAUCAGCUUUCCUCACAAUGGACCCCUCCAACCGCACAAAAGAAGCCCUAAUAGCCCGCACAGAAUCCCUCUGCACCUCCAUAGCCGACAUCCGCGUCACCGACCCCUGGGCCGGCGACGGCUACCUCUCCACCAUCCUACGCGCCGUCAAAAUGGCAGACAGCAGCGCGCACGCAAACGUCCCGCAACUCGAGGGCGUGCACGACUACGCGACCACGGCGCAGCGCGAGGGCCGCAUUAGAGAACAGACUGCGGGUUUGGUCAGGACGACGCAGGAGAUUAGCACGCUUAUACGCGAUUUGCAGGAGUUGUGGCUUUUUGGGGGGUUGGAUACGUUGGGGGAG
Molecule: messenger RNA, 401 nt
Organism: Dothidotthia symphoricarpi CBS 119687
Lineage: Eukaryota; Fungi; Ascomycota; Dothideomycetes; Pleosporales; Dothidotthiaceae
Exons: 2
Biological process (GO): regulation of transcription by RNA polymerase II
Cellular component (GO): mediator complex
Molecular function (GO): transcription coregulator activity
Source: RefSeq, a predicted model, not a curated record